AUGCACGGCAACUACCUCCGCCUCUUAUUGGGAUCGAUUCUCAUCUGUCAAGUCAUUGCGAAAUGGUACAAGUACGACACGGGUGAUCAUAGAAUCCCUCGACGACACCGCGGGGUCGAUCUGCGGGGCCGACACGAUGCUUCAGGCGUACUUGGGGGCGACUUCAGCUCCGAUAUCGAAACGGCGAACCAAACGAUUCAAAUCGAUAAACGCCCUCAGACUACCGACGCGGAAGGAGGAAAUGAGGAUCUACAAGUCAGUGAUCAAAGGGGAAAUGGCCCCUCGCUCGACGAAUCGGACAAGGCCUCGAACGGUCGAAUCAUCAUCAGUCGCCCCCCUCGCUAUGUCAACCCCGCGGUCCGCGAGAAGUACCUCAAGAUCGAUAUGCGCUCGAAGGGGUUUACUCUGGACGAAGAGCCUUUCCGUGUGGUUGGAAUCAGUGUGUUGGCGGUGUCUGAUCGGCAAGGGUGCCAAGGUGCCAAAGAGGGAUGCGAAACUGACCAUCUUACUAUUGUGAUUGGGGCAGAUAUUUACUGUAAGUUGAUCCGGUUAGAAACAAAUGUACGAGGAGUAUAUUGCACGGGAAAGGUCCGCCUCAAGCUCGUUUCGCCCUUUCGUGAUGGUUGGCGAGUUCCAUCCGGGGGGCCCCGAGCGGCGCACUGCGGGCUCGGUGCUUCGGAGGCCAUCGCUUCUCGUACUUUCGACUGAUGAGUCCACUGUACGCAGGGCUUUGUAAUGACGAGAAUGUUCUCGGCGUGAAACCCGGAACGCCCACGCAGAAGCGGCGUAUCCGCGAAGCACUCGCAGCGGCGGUCGCCAUGGGGGCCAACACGGUCCGCGUCGGAUCCUGCGGGAUCUCACUCGGGUAUGCGGACGCCCUUCAACCUGAUCAACACAAUCGAGCGACCCCUGGAAGCGCCGCGAUGGACGUUCACGACUACGCAAUUUAUGCGGCUGGUAGAUACGGGCGUGAGUGCAAGUAUGAGGCGCCUGUUCGCCUCGCUCAAGGAGCUCACUACAUCGUGUCGUGACUACCAACCACCUCGAUCGGGCAGUCAAGAUUAUUCUUCCGCUGAUGGACAAUUACGAUUACUACCAUGGUGGGAAGUAUACGGUCCUGAAAUGGCUCGGCAUCUCGGCCGAGAACAACGGCGCCAACUUCUUCACGGACCCUAGGGCGAUCGCGUUUUUCAAGUCCUACAUCGAGUUCGGUCAGUUCGCUGUCUCACGAGAGAAAUACCAGCCUGGUAUAUUGUAUCGUUGAACCGGUGUAGAGUCAAACCGGUGUAUUGUACAGUCCUCAACAGAAAAAAUCCCUACACUAAGCGCACGUAUGGAAAGGACCCCGUCGUCUCCAUCAUCGAGGACGGGAACGAGUUUGGAGCCUAUAAGGGGUCAGAAGGCUACCCACCGCUUGCGUUCACGGACGAGAUUGCUGCGCAAGUCAAAAAGUUUGCACCGCAGGCCCUCUUCAUGGACGGAACGGAUGGCUUCUUCAAGUAAGUUCCUGUUUUUUAUUCAAGGAUGCAAGCCAGACAUCAGGGGCUGACAAACCUAUCGCGCGAUGUGUAGUCUCACCGGUGGGUUCUCAACCCGACUCCCGCACAUGAAAGGAGUAGACCAGUAAUGUCCGGUGAAACAGCUCAUUUACAGGCACCAGGACUACGUUCUAAAGCGGUGGACAUCGUCACGGACCACCCUUACCCUCGAGACAUCCCCCUGUUACACAUGCAGGCAUUUCUUGCUCGGAUCAGCGGUAAGGCCUUCAUCCUCGGCGAAAUGGACUGGGUACCUAGUGCUCCAUCUGGGAACCCGCAUCCACGCCUAGUCGAACCGAGCUUGUCGGCCUAUCUUGACGUGCUUGACCGCUACCCCAACAGUAAGCUUCCUUUACGGCGAGUGAUGACCCGUCCCGUCACGGAUUCUGACCUGCAUCAAUCUCGCAGUCGGAGUGUUGGCGUGGAGCCUGUUCGUCCAUACCGACGACUGCCGUGACUGGGUUCGACACCACGAUGGAUACGAGAUGUAUUACCCUCUACCCCAAGACACCGUGGAGAAGCAAGCCAACGUCUUGACGCUCGUUCAGUGGUUCUACGCCCGGACCGGCCGUGAGGUUCCGUCUCUACUACCCUACCAAACGUGUCCCCAAGAAGAGUUCUAG
Microbotryum saponariae is the source of this 2161-nucleotide messenger RNA. Lineage: Eukaryota; Fungi; Basidiomycota; Microbotryomycetes; Microbotryales; Microbotryaceae. The record is from the annotation of a GenBank genome assembly.